Messenger RNA from Nomascus leucogenys (northern white-cheeked gibbon), 5780 nucleotides. It is a transcript of the gene SHTN1, whose product is annotated as shootin 1. The coding region runs from base 532 to 1992 and encodes 486 amino acids. The record is from RefSeq and is a predicted model, not a curated record. The transcript is spliced from 15 exons. Lineage: Eukaryota; Metazoa; Chordata; Mammalia; Primates; Hylobatidae.
GGAAAACUAGGGAAGAAGCCCAGGCGUUCAUGGCUCAUUGCGUCCCGCUCUACCUCUGUGGUUCGUCGGGGACGACCCUCGGGAAGCGUCCCAAGUGGAGUUCCCACACGCUGCGAACCCACGGCCGGUUUUCUCUGAACCCGCGUCCUUGAGUCCGGGGGGUGGAGGCGGAGAAAAGGGUGCGGAGCGACCCCACACAGGGCCGCCGCCCUCCCACCAGCGCGUCCUGCCGCUCCGGCCGCCACAGGCUGGCAUCGCGGCUGCCGCCCCGCCCUCGUCCCUCCACCCCCUGCCCGGGACUGCUGGGCCCGCCCCGCCCCGCCUGCAGGUGAAGCGGCUGCAGCCGCCGAGUAGGUGCGUGGGGAUGAUCUCACUCGCGCGCUCCGCGCCAGGAGGAGGAGGAGCGGGAGCGGAUCCAACUUCCGGGUAGUGGAGCCGCAAGCCACCGGCAUCUUGCUUUUUCUUCCCCCUCCUCCUGCGUGCCCCGCGCCGCUCCCUCUUUCCCUUUUAUUCUCGGCCCCACCCGCCAAAAUGAACAGCUCGGACGAAGAGAAGCAGCUGCAGCUCAUCACCAGUCUGAAGGAGCAAGCAAUAGGCGAAUAUGAAGACCUUAGAGCAGAGAACCAGAAAACAAAGGAGAAGUGUGACAAAAUUAAGCAAGAAAGCGAUGAAGCUGUUAAAAAACUGGAAGAAUUUCAGAAAAUUUCUCACAUGGUCAUAGAGGAAGUUAAUUUCAUGCAGAACCACCUUGAAAUAGAGAAGACUUGUCGAGAAAGUGCUGAAGCUUUGGCAACAAAGCUAAAUAAAGAAAAUAAAACAUUGAAAAGAAUCAGCAUGUUGUACAUGGCCAAGCUGGGACCAGAUGUAAUAACUGAAGAGAUAAACAUUGAUGAUGAAGAUUCAACUACAGACACAGACGGUGCCGCCGAGACUUGUGUCUCAGUACAGUGUCAGAAGCAAAUUAAAGAACUUCGAGAUCAAAUUGUAUCUGUUCAGGAGGAAAAGAAGAUAUUAGCCAUUGAGCUUGAAAAUCUCAAGAGCAAACUCGUAGAAGUAAUUGAAGAAGUAAAUAAAGUUAAACAAGAAAAGGCUGUUUUAAAUUCAGAAGUUCUCGAACAGAGAAAAGUCUUAGAAAAAUGCAAUAGAGUGUCCAUGUUAGCUGUAGAAGAGUAUGAGGAGAUGCAAGUAAACCUGGAGCUGGAGAAGGACCUUCGAAAGAAAGCAGAGUCAUUUGCACAAGAGAUGUUCAUUGAGCAAAACAAGCUAAAGAGACAAAGCCACCUUCUGCUGCAGAGCUCCGUCCCUGAUCAGCAGCUUUUGAAAGCUUUAGAUGAAAAUGCAAAACUCACCCAGCUCCUUGAAGAAGAGAGAAUUCAGCAUCAACAAAAGGUCAAAGAAUUAGAAGAGCAACUAGAAAAUGAAACACUCCACAAAGAAAUACACAACCUCAAACAGCAACUGGAGCUUCUAGAAGAAGAUAAAAAGGAAUUGGAAUUGAAAUAUCAGAAUUCUGAAGAGAAAGCCAGAAAUUUAAAGCACUCUGUUGAUGAACUCCAGAAACGAGUGAACCAGUCUGAGAAUUCAGUACCUCCACCACCUCCUCCACCACCACCACUUCCCCCUCCACCUCCCAAUCCUAUCCGAUCCCUCAUGUCCAUGAUCCGGAAACGAUCCCACCCCAGUGGCAGUGGUGCUAAGAAAGAAAAGGCAACUCAACCAGAAACAACUGAAGAAGUCACAGAUCUGAAGAGGCAAGCAGUUGAAGAGAUGAUGGAUAGAAUUAAAAAGGGAGUUCAUCUUAGACCCGUUAAUCAGACAGCCAGACCGAAGACAAAGCCAGAAUCUUUGAAAGGCUGCGAAAGUGCAGUGGAUGAACUAAAAGGAAUACUGGAGUUAUCCUGUGGACUGCCCGAAAGAUCCGCCUGUCAGGAUUGUCUUACAAGUGUUCUGAGUUGCUGUGCAAACAGCAACUUCCUUCAGAUUAAUUGUUGAGGAUGUGUUACACCUAGUGUAAAAAUGACUGUUAAACUGCUGUUGAGUAAAUCUCAAAAUUACUGUUAAAAUGCUGCUGAGUAAUUCUCAAUUCUCUCAAAGAAUUAAUUGCCUUCUAACAUUUGCUUCCAGUUGCAAGCACCUAUGAUUUUUAAGAGACUUUGUAUAAAAUAUACCAUUUCUGCAUAGAGAACCAAAUUGCUUUCGGUACAUUGUAGUUUUCUUAACCAUUUUUCAAUAGUCUCUACAGUGUUUAUGUUUCCUUUUAUUUGUGUAUUGUGGAGUAGAGGGGAGGUUUUUAAAUUCAAAUAGAAGAAGCUAAAACUCAAAUGCAAUGUCAGAUCUCAGAAUAAGCUGACCCAAUUUCUGAAAACCAAUAAACACAUUUCAUUUGUAAUAUUCUUUAUUAUAUAGCUCUAUGAAAAGUAAUUUAUGACUUCCGAUCUUAAAAGAGAGUUUAAAAUAUACAUAGUAAAUUGAAAGAAAAACUACUACAUUUAAAAAAUAUUUUCCUGAAAACAUAGAAUGAAAAUGCAAGUAUUUUGUGCAUGGCAGCUGUUUUUAAGGAACCGAUGUUAUAUAUGGUGAAUUUUGUGGAAGACUUUAUGUCUCUUAAAAUAUUUCUUGUAAAUAACAUGGCUUUUAAUAGCUGGAAUCCGAGUGGAUUUUCCGUGAUGACUUAAUGUUGUGCAGAAUUAUAAAAAGCUAAGAAACGAAGCUUAAGAAAAUGAUCACCCACAUUUCAGAAUCUUUGGUUGAGCUGAAAUCAUAGUUCACGCAUUGUCAGUGUUGCUUUUGCUGUGAGAAUAGUCCGGUUUCCUGAACCUCCUUGUGCCAGUGUAUUUUAGAUUCUGUAAAUGUGUGCAGUCCAGCCUGCACUAGAAGAAUAAGAUAACAUCCUACAAGGUACAAGGUACAAGGCUCCCUAGCAUUGCAUUGUGGUCCGGGAGGUAAGCUGUAUACUGGGAUGCCUGUGCUGCAGUUACUCAGCUAAAGAAAAUAUUGCUGAGCAUAGACACAGAUCUUUGCCCAGCCAUUGUUACCUACGUUAAAAAGGAAUUCUUGUUCAUCUUGAGAGCAAAUCAGCAUCUAGAGGCUGAUGUCAGAUUUUCAAACAUAGUAGUAUUCUGUUGUUUAACAAUGUUAAUAAUUAAAUCUACUUUUUCCACAAAUAGAAGUGGACCCAAAUUGACAAACUAAUAUAUUUUUUGAGCUAAAAUGAAGUUUUGAAAAAGUACCCAAAGCAAAAAAUAAUUGAGCUUUGUUCUGCCUUUAUUAUAUUUAAAAAUACUGCUAGAAUUGGUAGUAAUAUAGAAAGUUUCACCUUAGGUUUGAAACUUUAUUUUGUGAAGUUUUGGACAAGUGUAUUAAAAUCUCCUGAAAAAUGGAGUUUCCAAAAGAAGCAAUCAAAACUACCUCUGCUGUAAUGCCACUACUGUUCACUGCCGUAACUGUAUAAAGGGCUUGGAAAAAAACAAGAAUCCUUAUUUUUACACCAGAGAAAAUAUAAAAGCGACUUCCUCUUUGGAGUUUUUCCAGGAAACGACUUCAUAAAGACAAAUUUAAAUCUUUCCGUUUUCUGUCCUUGAAGGUGGUAAAUAUGGUUGCGGUUUUAUCCAUUUUUAUUGUAAAUGAAACAGAGUUCAGACCGUCCGGCUGUGCGUCAUUUGUUGGAUGGCUGCCACAGACUAAUGCAGACAUCCCACUGGGAGACCAGAGAAGAACUAUACUUUGAUUCACCAGAUUGUGUUAAAUAGUCCAGCUGUUGCGAUUUGAAAGAUAGUUACCUCAGAAGUGAAAUAGAAAUGAACUUGGCAUUUAUGCCUCAAACCAUUUUUAUACUGUUUGGCAAUCAGCUUUUCAGAGGUAGCAUUUUAUAAAAUAACUCUCACUGCUUAAAAGUUCAUUCACUGUAAUGUUCAAAAUGUCCCACCUUUAUAUUAUCAGUAAAAUUAAGCUUGAGUGAUAUGCAGAAUUUGCAUGAAAUAAGCAUUUCCCCCUUCAUUUCAUGAGCUUUGAUUAUAUUCAAUUGAGCUCAGAACCACGUCGAUUAGGGCUUUUUUGGGCAUUAGUUAAUUUGAAUUGCAGCCGAAAUGUUAGCUAGAAUGUUGUUGAAUAUAAUUGGAACGUGGAAAGUUGAUUUUGAAAGGAAUUUCAUUGAAAGCAAACAAUGUUGUGCUUUUUAAAAAUUAGAAUGCUGCACUUUCAUCUCUUGUAACACAGUCUGAGAAAUCACUGAGUCCUGUAAAGUUCAGCGUUGGCAUGGCCAUUGCCAUUGUUCUGAUUCUUCUGGUACCAGUACAGUUUGGAGUCAGGUCUUUCCUUUUACUAGUAAGUUGCCCCAUCUGCUCAGGCCCCACAUUUGGGCUCUCUUGCAGUAGGGGCACAAUAGCUGCUUUCUAAAAGGUCACCCAAGUUGUACUUAGGCACCAGGCUUCAUAGAGUGGCAUAACUUGGUAUAUUUCUCCUAGCUUUUAUUUUGCUUUUUGGUUUUUGGUUUUGUCUUGAAAUAGCCUUUGAGCACAUAGUCUAAUAUGACCCGUGAAAAAUAUCUAUAUGAAUGGAUCAUAAAUGACAACCAGUAUGUUGUGGUAAGAAAAAAAUAUUGGACAGGAAAUCAAGAUUCCACUAGUUUAGUCCUGUAUCUGCUAUUAACAAGUUGUAUGCUGAUUUAACCUCACCCUUCCUUAGACGCUUCAUCUGACAAAUGAAGAGGUUAGACUAGCUCACCAUGGUGAUCCCUGUCAGCCCAAAUAUCCCACGAUUUUAGUUUUAAUUUAUAAGUGAUACUUGUAAAAUUUAAGGUUUACUUGCAGAUUUUGUGGCAUGCAGGAGACAGGCUGCCAUCACUUUUUAUAAGUACAGACUUUUAAUUCCUUAUUGUGGUCUUAGUCCUUAAUGUUUCAUUGAAGUAGAAAAACUGAACAGAAUGACAGUAUAUUACAAUUCCUAUUGAAGUGUCGCAUUUGAGCUUCUGGGGUUUCUACUUGGGGAGAAGCUUCAUAUUUAACCCUCUAGAACCUGCUACCGUGACUACUAGAGUGAGAACUUGGGUUCUUGGCACCAUCACUGAUGUGACUCUGUGGCCCUUCCCAUACCAUAGGAAUGAAGGUAGAAUGAGGCCUAGGAGAAGGAAAGGCCUCUCCUUCCAGAAGGAGCCUUGGGCAGCUGCCCGUGGGAGCCAGGAGUGGACCUAGUGAUGUCAAGCCAGGGGGAGCUACAAACCACAGGGGAAAAAUUAAAAAUAAGGGAUAGCUUGAAGGGAUAGACUUUUUAUUUACAGAUCUGGAAGAUGGAGAUGGAAACAGGGAUUCAGAAAGAAUGAAAUCAGUAAGCAUGCCAAAAACUAGCCUAUAGCCUCCUGUUUGUAGAAGAUGCCUUUGAGAAACAGCAUGCUGUCAUGGAAAAGGCAGAAACAGGGAGACAGGAGCUUCUGACUUUUGUUCUGACUCUGCCACUGAUGAGCUGUGUGGUUUCGGGCCAGUUCCUUCCCCUCUUCAUGCCCCAUCGUCCUCAUCUGUAAAAGGACAGGUCAGACUAGAUGAUUGCCCUAGUCCCUUUCCACCUUCCACUGGGAUUUUAAGGCAGUGGUCAUUAUCCUUGAGAAACCAGUCACUUUCCCUCCAUGCCUAGAUUCAGAAAAUGCCCACUGCGCCUAGUUCAGUGAUAACAAAGGGGUUCUCAAAUUGUAGCCUACAAGUGACUUAAUAAUAGAUUAAUCUGCAGUCAGGAAGCUUGCUUCAGGACAGGGAAAUCGUUCUUUGGACUGAGACAAUUCCAGGACAAUU